AUGUCUUCUGCACUUCAUUCUCUCGUUCUUAGCAUUAUACCUGCAUCCAGGACAGCAGAGGACCUGAAGGAGGAUAUUGUCUCUCAUUGCCAGGAGAUUCUCAACAGGGGACACGAAGCAGAUUUAAGCCAGGUAGUAGAUCUUGUGAAGCGUCGACUUUUGGCAACAUCACCAAAUGGAUCAAGUGCUUUGAAGUUCUCAAAUCUACUUUCUCGCCUUCUCAACCAGCCAGUACUCUCCAGGAAACCGGAAACAAUCAUGUUUCUCUACUCUUUGGCAUCCUCUCCAGCUGCUCAGCCUUCAGCCAUCCUACUCCCCUUGCUAACAUCCCCGCCAUAUCAAAAGACUCCUGUAAUUCAACAAGUCUUCAAUGACGCCUCAAAAGGGGGAAUGGUCACUGUUAAAUCCAAAGCAACUCUUUUGAGGGACUACCGUUCAGAGAAGAGUCAUUCACACCUGCCAGAAUCAGUCCUUCUCCGAGACGCCCUUUACCUCCUGCAGGGAAUAUCGGGGAAAUUCGUUCGCUUCUCGUUGACUAAAGAAGAAGAAAAUAGGAUCCUCUUUGUUGAGGAUGCUAAAUGGCAUAUCCCUGCAUCAACUCAGGCUCUGAUACAUCGGUUGGCUGAACUUGGUUAUCUAUACAGCAGAAUUGAGCGCUUCGUGCAAGAGCGUGAAGGUGCAAACGGAGUGGGGACGAUAGAGCAAAGCCUUUGCCACCACCUACAUCAACAACUCACUCAAUAUUAUCGUUUGAUAGCCAUGCUGGAGACGCAGAUAUCUAAAGCUCCACAAGUCUCGGACGAUUCUGGUAUGAGCCACGACGGUGGAAGAGAUAACUCCGGGCUUUCGUUAAGAAGGCUUGACGUUUGGGUGAAUGAGUGGCGGCUCAGAAUGAGGAUGAUGAGUGUAUGUGUUGAAGGUGCCCGAGACACACAUGGCGGUGCACUGGUAAAUUUGAUCCACAGUUAUACUGAUAAUGGUGACCCUUUCGUUAGGAUGUUUACGGAUAAGUUAUUGGAAGAGGUUUCUCGGCCAUUUUUUGCCACCCUACACAAAUGGCUUUUCUCUGGGGAAUUGUACGAUCCGUUUUCCGAAUUUUUUGUUGCGGUGGAUGCAAACAUGGGCACUACAUCCCGUGUUCACCCCUCCUCACUACUGGGAGGAGUCAACCAGAUCUCAGGAGAUGGCGGGUUCACAGGGAUAGGUAGUGAUGACGAUUUCUCGGGGCUGCGAGAAAACGGGGUCAAGCUUUGGGAGGCAAAGUAUCGGUUCCGAAAGGAAAUGCUUCCCAUGUUCGUCGGCGAAUCUUUUGGAAGAAAGAUAUUCUCGACUGGGAAGAGCUUAAACUUCAUCCGUUACAGCUGUCAUGACAGCGACUGGGUUCUCACACGGGAAAAAAUGAGCAACACAGGUGGCCUUUUGCAGUACAAUGAUAUCGGAGGCCUUGAAAGAUCCAUCGACACGGCGUACCGCAUCGCCAGCCAUCGUUUAUUCGAGGUAUUUGUCGAGAAAUUCAGGCUCCUUGAUCAUCUUUCCGCCCUCAAAAAUUACCUCCUGCUUGGCCAUGGGGAUUUUGCUGAUCAAUUAAUGGAAACAUUAGGCCCGAGCCUGGCAAGACCUGCAAACACUUUGUAUCGGCAUAAUCUUACAGCAACUCUGGAAUCCGCCAUCCGAUCUUCAAACGCCCACAAGGAUCCAGUGGACGUCCUACGUCGUCUCGACGCACGAAUGCUGGAGUACUCACACGGCGAAAUAGGUUGGGACGUCUUCACUUUGGAGUACAAAGUUGAUGCGCCUAUCGAUACCGUGCUUGACGCGGACGCUAUGGAGAAGUACCUCAAGCUUUUCAAGCACCUGUGGCAAAUGAGGAGAAUUGAUAAGGCUCUCGAUCAAAGUUGGAUGAGGAUUAUUGGGGGUGCUCGCGCUUUCCUUCGAGUACCAGACUUGGAGCCAAAAUGGCAUAAAACUCGUCUUGUUGUGGCCGAGAUGAUACAUUUUAUUCGCCAAGUUGAGGCUUACUGUCGUCUUGAAGUAAUCGAAUGCUCCUGGAAAGGUCUUAUCGAUUUCUUGAACAAAAAAGAAGGCGAUUUGGAUGCAUUGAUCGAGGCACAUCGGCUAUAUCUAGACCGUGUGACGAAAAAGGUACUACUUUGGAAUUCUAAGCCCGGGAAGGAGGACAUUGUCCUGUUCCAGGUUAAGGAGAUCUUUUUGGUCAUCCUGCAAUUCCGAGAGGCCGCCGAUAAUUUUUAUAACUACUGUUUAUCGGAAUCUUCACGACGAGACCAGGACAUGGACGCCGAUCGCGGAGUGUACACAGGAAACCCGCAAGUCAGAAACCAACCGCAAGAUGCCUUACCUGGAUUGCUCAGUCGCUUAAAUGAAUACGGCUCUACAUACUCCGAUAGGGUCCAAUUUCUUGUGCAGCAUUUGCAAGUGCAUCCUGACUUGGAUUGUCGAUUCCUGGGCAUUCGGUUGUCCUUCUCCGAAUUUUACAAAUCAAAGAAGGAUCAAAAUCUGCAUCAACAAAGAUCUUGA
Molecule: messenger RNA, 2535 nt
Organism: Laccaria bicolor S238N-H82
Lineage: Eukaryota; Fungi; Basidiomycota; Agaricomycetes; Agaricales; Hydnangiaceae
Product: gamma-tubulin complex, DGRIP91/SPC98 component
Exons: 15
Coding region: 1-2535 (844 amino acids)
Biological process (GO): meiotic cell cycle; microtubule nucleation; cytoplasmic microtubule organization
Cellular component (GO): spindle pole; equatorial microtubule organizing center; gamma-tubulin small complex
Molecular function (GO): microtubule minus-end binding; gamma-tubulin binding
Source: RefSeq, a predicted model, not a curated record